Messenger RNA from Mandrillus leucophaeus (drill), 3188 nucleotides. It is a transcript of the gene SNAPC3, whose product is annotated as small nuclear RNA activating complex, polypeptide 3, 50kDa. Gene Ontology annotation, biological process: snRNA transcription by RNA polymerase III; snRNA transcription by RNA polymerase II. Gene Ontology annotation, molecular function: bent DNA binding; RNA polymerase III type 3 promoter sequence-specific DNA binding; core promoter sequence-specific DNA binding. Lineage: Eukaryota; Metazoa; Chordata; Mammalia; Primates; Cercopithecidae. The transcript is spliced from 9 exons. The coding region runs from base 198 to 1436 and encodes 412 amino acids. The record is from RefSeq and is a predicted model, not a curated record. Gene Ontology annotation, cellular component: snRNA-activating protein complex.
AGAACAAUGCUGCACCCUGCCCGUAGAGCCUCGCGGUGCCGCGCCCUGGGGUGGGCCUGCCGGGAAAUGUAGUUUCCGAAGCCCCGCCCUUGCCGCCCCGUGGCUUGCCGGCCGGGAGCUCCAAGCAACUACAAGUUCCAUCACGCUCUGCGAGGCCUUGAUCUCCAGGCUUUUGCAGGGAAGGGAGUGGGGCGAACAUGGCUGAAGGAAGCCGAGGUGUACCAACGUGUAGCGGGGUGGCUGGCAGGCAGGACCCAGUCUCCGGCAGUGGCGGCUGCAAUUUUCCAGAGUAUGAGCUUCCCGAGCUAAAUACGCGCGCUUUCCAUGUGGGCGCCUUUGGGGAGCUGUGGCGGGGCCGUCUGCGCGGGGCCGGGGACUUGUCGCUGAGGGAGCCGCUGGCGUCCGCUCUGCCUGGGAGCCGGGGGAUUGCGGACUCCGACCGGGAGGAUGCCGCGGUGGCCGGGGAUCUGGACUGCAGCCUGGAGGCGGCGGCUGAACUGAGGGCGGUGUGCGGCCUUGAUAAACUGAAAUGCCUUGAGGACGGUGAGGAUCCUGAAGUCAUUCCAGAGAAUACUGACCUGGUGACUUUGGGGGUUAGAAAAAGGUUCUUGGAACAUCGGGAAGAAACCAUUACAAUAGAUCGAGCCUGCAGACAAGAAACAUUCGUUUAUGAGAUGGAGUCACAUGCCAUAGGAAAAAAGCCUGAAAAUUCAGCAGACAUGAUUGAAGAAGGGGAGCUUAUCCUGUCUGUGAAUAUCCUGUACCCUGUUAUAUUUCAUAAGCACAAAGAACACAAACCAUACCAAACAAUGCUGGUGUUGGGCAGUCAAAAGCUCACAGAACUGAGGGAUUCAAUUCGCUGUGUCAGUGACCUCCAGAUUGGUGGUGAAUUCAGCAACACUCCUGACCAAGCCCCUGAGCACAUCAGCAAAGACCUAUACAAAUCAGCCUUCUUUUAUUUUGAAGGAACAUUUUAUAAUGAUAAAAGAUACCCGGAAUGCAGAGAUUUGAGCAGAACUAUCAUUGAGUGGUCAGAGUCCCAUGAUAGAGGAUAUGGAAAGUUUCAGACUGCUAGAAUGGAAGAUUUCACCUUCAAUGACUUGUGUAUUAAACUGGGUUUUCCUUACUUAUACUGUCAUCAGGGAGACUGUGAACAUGUCAUUGUCAUUACUGACAUAAGGCUUGUGCAUCAUGAUGACUGCUUGGAUAGGACACUGUAUCCCCUCCUUAUCAAGAAGCAUUGGCUAUGGACCAGAAAAUGUUUUGUUUGUAAAAUGUAUACAGCUAGAUGGGUGACGAACAAUGACAGUUUUGCACCAGAGGACCCAUGUUUCUUUUGUGAUGUUUGCUUCCGAAUGCUCCACUAUGAUUCAGAAGGCAACAAACUGGGGGAAUUCCUUGCUUAUCCUUAUGUUGAUCCUGGAACCUUUAAUUAAGAAUAGCUACACUCACAAAAGUACCCCCUUAUGAAAUAACUGUUCUCUUGGAUGGUUACCUUUUUUCUAAGAAACGCCACUGAGGAGCAGGAUCCACUUUGAACAGUCUGCUAAAGCGACCAAAAAAAAUUCCAAGUCACAGAUUUUCUUAUAAUGAUUGUAUUUAAAUGUUUAUAACAUAGUUAAAUUUCAUAUUUAUUCCAAAGAGUAUUUAAUUUAGUGCUUUUUACCCAUUGAGUUGUAGUACUUUAUAUAUUCUGACUUUAAAUCCUUUGUCAGACACACAUAUUCUUUCUCCCAAUCCAUGCCUUCCCUAUUCAUUCUCUGUCCAGAGUGUUUUUUUGCUAAAGAUAGAAUUAAUGAUACAUCAAGUAGUUUUGAAAAUGCUUUGAAGAAUGUGAGAGCUACACCUUCUACCAUGAGGCUUCCAAGGUAAAGAUCCUUCAAAUAUCUGUAACGGAAAUUAGGGAGAAUGAAUUAUUUACAAAUAAGACAAAAUUAAUAGCUUUGGGAUAAUUUAUUUUUGUUUUUGAGACAAAGUCUCGCUUUUGUUGCCCAGGCUGGAGUACAACGGCGCAAUCGCGGCUCACUGCAACCUCCGCCUCCCAGGUUCAGGUGAUUCUCCUGCCACAGCCUCCCGAGUAGCUGGGAUUACAGGCACCUGGCACCAUGCCUGGCUAAUUUUUGUAUUUUUAGUAGAGACGGGGUUUCACCAUGUUGGCCACGCUGGUCUCAAACUCCUAACCUCAGGCAAUCCACCCGCCUCAGCCUCCCAAAGUGCUGGGAUUACAGGCAUGAGCCACCGUGCCCGGCUGCUUUGGGGUAAUUUAAUGUUCGUGUGCUGUUGAGUAAUGUUAGGUUUUGUUUUGAAGGAAACUAGGCAUACAAGACAUGUUAAUAAGACUUUGUGAAUAAUGGAUUUAAAAAGAUAUUGAGUGUAUACUCACAACUCCAGAAAUAACAUUAGCUUGAAGCUUUAUUUCUUGACAAAAGCUUUAUGAAUGCUAUGAGUUUAAAAUAUGUCAAUUUAAUACUAUGAUUUAAAAAACAAUAGAUUUCGUAUGACUGUGGAGACAUGGAGAAAUCAAGAUCCUAUUGAUAUGCUAGUUCUGGCUCACUUAUUCUUGGGUAAUGAUACUAUUGGAUAUAUACCAGUAUUCUAUAAGCAAAAAGAAAAAAAUAAGUUUUUCUCUCCCAGGUCUUCCAUAUUUCUGGUCCCCUUACUAUAGUAAUCCUAGUUACUCUCAUCUUAUUCUGAGAAAAAAAAAAUUUUUAAACUUGUUUUUUGAUACAGGGUCUUACUCUGUCACCCAGACUGUAGUACAGUGGUGUGAUCUUGGCUCACUGGAGCCCUGACCUUCCCAGGCUCAGGUGAUCCUCCUACCUCAGCCUCCCAAAUAGCUGAGACCACAGGCACAGGCCACAGGCCACCAUGGCGGGCUAAUUUUUUUUAUUUCUUGUAGAGGCAGGGUUUCACUAUGUUGCCCAGGAUAGUCUCGAACUCCUGACCUCAAGUGAUCCACCCGCCUAGGCCUCCCAGAGUGCUGGGAUUACAGGCAUGAGCCAUAGCACCCAGCAAAAGAAACUAUUUAUUUUCAGGUUUAGACCAUCAGAUAGAUUUAUAACUAUCUACAUUGAAAUAUUUUCUGGAAACCUUUAUGGGUAGAAAAUUUAAUACUGUUUAAAAACGUUUAGGAAUACUAUAGAUUUCAAAUGCAUCAUUUAAAAUAAAUAAAUUCCACUUUUUCUCUC